AGGAGCUCUGUUAUAGUGUGUUUGGUUAUCCCAGUAAACACAGGGCGCUCUCUGCUUAGUGAGAUAUAAUAUCCUUAUUUAAGCAUGCAAAACGACAGCGAAGAAGUUGCAAUGAAAGAAGCAAGAAGACGUGAACGUCAAGCAGGUCCAAGCAUACAUGAUACUGAAGGGUUGGAGAAUUCAGACACCGGUAUUGGGUUUUGUGGCUGGCUGUUGGUCGGGCUUUCUCUUAUCUUCACUCUGCUCACGUUGCCCUUCUCCAUUUGGAUGUGCAUUAAGAUUGUGAAGGAGUAUGAGAGAGCCAUUAUAUUUCGCCUGGGGCGCAUUUUGCGAGGAGGAGCCAAAGGUCCAGGGCUGUUCUUCAUCGUGCCGUGCACUGACAGCUUUAUUAACGUGGACAUGCGCACCAUCACCUUCGACAUCCCACCGCAAGAGGUUUUGACCAAAGACUCUGUGACAGUGAGUGUUGAUGGUGUGGUGUACUACCGGGUCCAGAAUGCUACCCUGGCUGUGGCUAACAUCACUAAUGCAGAUGCUGCUACCCGGCUGUUGGCCCAGACUACCCUGAGGAACGUCCUGGGUACAAAGAACCUGGCAGAGAUCCUGUCUGACCGGGAGGAAAUUGCACACAGCAUGCAGUCCACUCUUGAUGAUGCUACCGAUGACUGGGGGAUCAAGGUGGAGCGAGUGGAGAUCAAAGACGUCAAGCUGCCCCUUCAGCUUCAGAGAGCCAUGGCUGCUGAGGCGGAGGCAAGCCGCGAGGCCAGAGCCAAGGUGAUAGCGGCCGAGGGGGAGAUGAACGCCUCACGGGCGCUGAAGGAGGCCUCUCUGGUGAUCGCAGAGUCGCCCUCAGGCCUGCAGCUGCGUUACCUUCAGACCCUCAACACCAUUGCAGCCGAGAAGAACUCCACCAUCAUCUUCCCGCUGCCGCUGGAGAUGAUGCAGGCCUUCGUCAAACACUGAGGGAAGUCUCAAAAAAAUGCACUCUCGCUCUCAGAAUAUGUAUUACUCAAACACACACACACAUAUUUAGAUUCUGUCUGCUGAGCAACAUAAAAUAUGUUAUUGCAUUUUAACACACCUUAAAGACUAAAGCAGUCAGCCCACGUCUACCCAAGUUUUGAGGGAUCUAAAGUCUACUUUGAUUAUAAGCUAAGAAAGAAAACUGCAACCCAAACUGACUUAGUUACUUCAUUACAAAAUUGUAAUUUUGUUUUGCUUUUAGAUAAACAAGAUGGCUUGAGGCAAAAAGCAGAGUAUGAAAUGUUUAAUUAACAACAUUGUUGCUUUGCUCAGAUCGCCCUGACGGAUGUUUUUAAAGUAUUGUAUGAGAUUUGAACAAAAAUGGUCACAUUGCAGCAGAAGCUUAAGCCUUCAUCCUGCAGUUUUAUGUAUUUUUCUUUGUAUGCUUCUAAUGUGUCAAAAUCAGAGAAACAGCCCCAAAUCCAAAGUUGUACAUGUAAUGAAAGCAAAGUGCCUGCUGCAUAAGAGGCCUUACAACCGGACACACAAAUACACACAUAACUACAUACAUUUGUGCUUCUUUUUUCUCCUUCUGCAACUACUGCCAGCUCAUCAUUAUCAUCAUAUGCUGCAAACCUUUAAUCCCUAAGACCCCUACAUAUUUUAUAUAGUAGUAGGAAACUACUGUCAAAAGUAAACUCAUUGUUUUCUUAGAGGUGCCAUUACAUGCUUUACCUUGAUUGGUGUAAAACUCCAACACAGUGAACUGACAAUGCAACCUCCAGGACAGGAGGUACAGUUUAUGUUUCUGUACUUCAGCCGCUCCCCUAACCUUCUUCACUUUAGGGAAGAGAGAGACAGAAACACUGGUAUGCUGGUUUAAAGAUUAACUUUGCCUUUUGAAACAUUAAGUAUUUAAAAUAUGGUGCAUUACCAGACUGAAGGAGAAAACACGCUCAACUUCUUUUCAACGUAGAACAACUGGCAGCUGAAUCCUGGAAAAUGUUCAAAAAAGAAAAAACGAUUAGGACAUCACUCCAAAAUUGUAUUUUAAUUGCCACGUGAACGUUGCUUCUUCAGCUUGUAGCAGGCAAUUUUUUUUUUACCUGACUGAACAGGUAAACAUUUUUAGUGUCGUGAGAUAAAUUGAUGCAAAAGAUUGAAGGAUGAAAUCUCGGUGGAUUGUGUAGAGUUUACUUCAUCACAAUAACCAGCAUCAGAGUGGCAUACAGAAACACACAGACACACACACACACACACACACACACACACACACAUAACACAGACACACACACACAGAC
This is a messenger RNA of Labrus bergylta (ballan wrasse), 2264 nucleotides long. RefSeq names its product stomatin (gene stom). The record is from RefSeq and is a predicted model, not a curated record. NCBI's taxonomy places the organism in Eukaryota, Metazoa, Chordata, Actinopteri, Labriformes, Labridae. Gene Ontology annotation, cellular component: plasma membrane.